Molecule: messenger RNA, 2637 nt
Organism: Harmonia axyridis
Lineage: Eukaryota; Metazoa; Arthropoda; Insecta; Coleoptera; Coccinellidae
Gene: rt
Product: protein O-mannosyltransferase 1
Exons: 6
Coding region: 342-2630 (762 amino acids)
Biological process (GO): protein O-linked glycosylation via mannose
Cellular component (GO): endoplasmic reticulum; membrane
Molecular function (GO): dolichyl-phosphate-mannose-protein mannosyltransferase activity
Source: RefSeq, a predicted model, not a curated record
AAAUUCUUUUUGUAAAAAAAUAUCAAACAUUAAUGUUUUGACGGUACACAUUAUAAAUAUUAAAUAUAACAAUCAAUAUCAAUGUUUGAAUAUUUGAAUUUUCUCUUCAAUGCAAUCCAGAAUUCAGGGUCAUUAUUAUUCUUCUACUCCCAAGACCGGUUCUUGUACAAAUGAAAGUAUUGCCGCUUCGUCACCAACAAAAGUUCUUACCCAUGACGUUUUAAAACGUAGUUAUUUACCGUAAUACAGUUAUGAACCUAUAAUAGAAUAGUGCUUUCAAACAAAUCAAUUUUUUUUUAAUGUGAUCCAUCAAUGAAAUAUUGGAAACUCUAAUAAGUACUAUGGGUUUUUCUAAAAUAAGCUCAGGUAAAACUGAGAACAAAAUAAAAAGUAAAGCAGAGGAUAUACCAGAACCUAUUAAAGAAAAGAAACUGAAUGAAGACUGCCGCGAAAAUCAAAUUAAAUAUGAACCUAAGAAAUUUUUACGAAUACAAUUCGAAAUUGAUCUUAUUUCAAUUUCUCUAUUCCUAAUCAGUGUUUUGACACGAAUGUAUAAAUUAGAACAGCCAAGAAACAUAGUGUUUGAUGAAUUACAUUAUGGAAAGUAUGUUUCAUUAUACAUGAAGAAUAUAUUUUUUUUCGACUCUCAUCCUCCACUAGGUAAACAGUUGAUUGCAUUUGCCGCAUCCUUUGCCAAUUAUAAUGGAACAUUCAAGUUUGAUAAAAUAGGGAGUCCAUUCUCUGAAGAAAUUCCAUUGUUUGCUUUACGUUUUAUCCCAGCUCUUUUUGGCAGCCUGAUCGUACCUGUAGCUUAUCAUCUUAUGUUAGAAUUUAAGUUAUCACAAUGGACUUCUUUGGUUGCUGCUUUGUUACUACUUUUUGAUAAUGCUUUAUUGACUCAAAGUAGAUUUAUUCUUAUGGAAUCUAUGAUUAUAUUUUUUGCAUUAUUUGGUUUAUUAGGUAUUAUGAAAUUUCGACAAGAAUGUAAUAACUUUCUCAGUUUUCGUUGGUUUUUCUGGCUGAUUGUUAGUUUUAUAUCAUUAGCUUGUUCAACCAGUAUAAAAUAUGUUGGGUUUUAUACUUGUUGUUUAGGUUUUUAUGUUUUAUUAAGAGAUUUUUGGAAGUUACUUGGUUCAAAAUUGUCAGAUGCAGCACUAUAUUUGAGAUUUUUUAUUCAAUUUGGAAUAGUUUCGAUGAUUCCUAUUAUAGUUUAUAUGUCAGUCUUUUACAUCCAUCUAAGUGUUUUGUAUAAAGCGGGGCCUCAUGAUAGUAUUAUGACUAGUGCGUUCCAAGCAUCACUGGAGGGUGGACUUGCUUCUAUCACUAGAGGACAGCCUUUAUUGGUGGCUCAUGGCUCUCAAAUAACCUUAAGACAUAGCCAUGGAAGAACUUGUUGGCUUCACUCUCACAACCAUGUUUAUCCCAUUCGUUAUGCAGAUAAAAGAGGAUCAAGCCAUCAGCAACAAGUAACAUGCUAUUCAUUCAAAGAUGUCAACAAUUGGUGGAUUGUUAAGAGACCCAACAAAAAUGAUCUAGUAGUAGAACAUCCUGUAGAUGCUAUUAAGGAUGGUGAUGUUAUUCAACUAGUUCAUGGAAUUACAAGUCGAGCAUUGAACUCGCAUGAUGUAGCAGCUCCUCAAUCUCCCCAAUGUCAAGAGGUGUCUUGCUAUAUAGAUUACAAUGUCUCCAUGCCUUCUCAAAACUUAUGGAAGGUGGAAAUAUUGAAUAAGGAAAACAAUGGAAACUCUUGGCACACCAUACAAUCGCUGGUUCGCUUAAUCCAUGUCAAUACAAACACCGCACUCAAAUUCAGCGGUAAACAAUUACCAGACUGGGGGUUCAAUCAGCAUGAGAUUGUGGCAGAUAGAGUUCUGAAUCAGGAUGAUACUGUGUGGAACGUUGAGGAGCAUAGAUACACCAAAUCCGGCGAUCAAAAAGAAAGAGAGAGAGAUCUUGUGACUGCGGAAAUGAUUCCCACUAUUGCAACAAAACUUAGCUUCCUGGAGAAGUUUUUCGAGUUACAUUAUAAAAUGUGGUUUACCUCCACAGAAAAUCUUCAGAACCAUAUGUAUAGUUCCCAACCGCUCGAAUGGCCUUUUAUGUCACGAGGAAUUGCCUAUUGGGUGUCCUCAGAUAGUAAUGCUCAAAUCCAUUUGCUGGGUAAUUUGCUCACCUGGUAUUCAUGUACCUUUGGUGUCUUUGCAUACAUUAUGUUAUUGACAUUCUACCUACUACGGAGACGAAGAUGUAUCUACGACCUUGACCAACAUACUUGGGAUAAGUUUGAAGCGAUGGGUGAAGUUUUCUUGGGUGGAUAUCUUUUCCAUUAUAUACCUUUCUUUUUCGUUGAUAGAACUUUGUUCCUUCACCACUAUCUGCCAGCAUUUGUCUUUAAAAUAUUUUUGGUCUGUGGCGUUAUGGAACAUGUUUAUACUGUUGUGACAAAUCAUUUUAAAUCUUUAAUUCUGUCGAGACUGAUGAUUUUAUCGCAGCUACUUUGGCUCUGUAUGAUUAUUUACGUUUAUAUGAGAUUUUCGGUACUUAGUUAUGGGACUACAGACUUGACUAUGAAAGACAUUUUAGACUUGAGAUGGAAGGAUACAUGGGAUUUUAUAAUUCAUAGGAAAUGAAGUUAAU